Chelmon rostratus (copperband butterflyfish) is the source of this 6479-nucleotide messenger RNA. Its product is annotated as envoplakin-like. Gene Ontology annotation, cellular component: membrane; cytoplasm; cytoskeleton. Lineage: Eukaryota; Metazoa; Chordata; Actinopteri; Chaetodontiformes; Chaetodontidae. Bases 99 to 6188 code for a protein of 2029 amino acids. The transcript has 22 exons. The record is from RefSeq and is a predicted model, not a curated record. Gene Ontology annotation, biological process: intermediate filament cytoskeleton organization; wound healing. Gene Ontology annotation, molecular function: cadherin binding; structural molecule activity.
GGUAGAGACAAGAAGGAGAGAGAGGAGAGAGGAGAGAGGAGAGAGUGAGGAGUUGGAAGGAACACAGUGGGAUUGAGAUUACAGAAACAGGCCCAAAGAUGUCGCAGAAAAAGGAAUACAGUCCUGUAAAGAUCACCAAGAGUCAGGCCAAUGACCUGGCUAUAGUGAUUUCUCGCAUGCAGAAGAACGCAGACCAAAUGGAGAAGACGAUCCUGCAAUCAGAGGAGCAGCUGGCUUUGGACACUCAUCGUAAAGGCAAGGGCUGGGACCUGAUCCACCAGAAGGUGAACUCAGACAACUUGUCGGAGUCUGAGAAUCUGCUGAAGCUCCUCUUCAUGGACGUGGACAAGUCCAAGAAGCUGCAGCACCCGCAGGCUCAUGAGAUAGAGAGAGAUGUGACAAAUCUACAUGAUCGCUGGGCAAAGAACUGCGCCAUCUACAGGCAGCUGUAUAACCAGAUGCUAAAUUUGGAGCCAAAAAAGAAGAUCGACUGGGGUCCCACAUUUGAUGAGAAACUGAAACAGUUAAAUGCAGGUGCAUACGGCCCAAACCUGGCUGAUGUAGAGAAGCAGAUCGCAGCACAUAAUAUUGUGCACCAGUCGAUCGAGGCCUACGGCGCCCAGUUGCAGCCCAGCACCACCACGUCACAGGAGCAGUACGCCGCCCUCAAGAAGAAAUAUGAUAACCUUUUAGAGAGCUCCCAGCAGAGACGCGGCCACCUGGCCUCUCUGUACGACUACAUGCAGAGCUGCACCAAGGAGCUGGUCUACCUGUCGGGUCAGCAGGAGAGGAUCCUGCAGAGAGACUGGAGCGACCGCAUGGUCGACCCCUCAGGGAUCCGCAUGGAGUAUGAGAAAUUCAGAAAUAAUGGACUGCUGCAACAUGAGAAGGAGACCAACAAGCUGCGGGAGGAAGGAGAUCGUGUUGAAACGAAACACCCCGGCAGCCCAGCAAUAAUAGUACACAGAGAUGCUGUGACGAGUGAGUGGGAGGCCUUCCUCAACUUGUGUCUAGCACAGGAAGUACACCUGAACAACAUUGAAGAGUACAAGAAGUUUCAGCUGGAGGCAGAGACUUUGUCCGAGUCCCUGGAGAGACUCAGAUCCACCCUGGACCCAAAGUUUCAGGCCAACAAGAGCAACCCCGAGGUCCUGCUGGCACUGGAGGGAGAGGAACCAGCAGUAAAGAGGAAUGAGCAGCGCCUGGCUGCCCUCAGGGAGCUCAGCAGCAACGUCGUGCCUCUGAAGUUACGGCGAAUCCGGCCCACCGAACCCACCACUGUCCUGUCCCUGUGUGACUGGGAAACAGUGAGACGCGGUGAGACGCUAAACCUCGUGUCCAACUCUGAUAACAAGAAAUGGGAGCUUCAGAACAGCAGUGGGGAGACCAGCACCCUCCCUGGGGCGUGCUUCAUGAUCCCACCGCCUGAUGCUGAAGCCUUGGAGAAAGUAAACAGUCUGGACAGAGCGCUGAGGGACCUGAAGAGUCGUAGAUCUGCACUCAUCACCUCCUUGAAGAACCCCACUGUGGAGGUGGUUCGCCCUCAGAGGGCAGCGGCUGCACAAAGUGCUCCAGAGGACCCCAAAGCUGCAGAGCUAGCCAGUGAAAUAGACAGGAUCAACCGAGCCCUGGAUCAGUGCGAAAAAGACAUCCUGGGUCGACUCAGAGCGCCGCUAGACAACCGCAACCCCACGCAAGACCAGGCGAACAGGCUGCAGGAGCAGGAGAAAUCUGCUCAGACUGUACGAAAACUGGAGUCUGAGAAGUCUGCAGUCCAGAGACAGAUGGAGCCGAUUCUGGCCAAGAAACCCCUGGGACCCACCACCUCCACCCUGCCCCCCAAACUCAGUGCUACCAACAAGAAGAUCGAUGACAUCAACACCCUUAUUGAUCUUUAUAAUAAAAAGGCCACAGCCUCCAUGUUCCUAGAGAAGCAGAUGCGGAACGUGGACGGCAUCGUCUCUGGGUUUGAGGAGAAGCUUGCUAAAGAUGGUGCCAUUCUUGAUCAGCCUAAUGCACUGCAGAGUCGCAACACGCAGCUGCAGGCCAUGCGUAAGGAUGUCGCCUCAAAGAAGGACGAGUUGACUAAAUUAGGCAGAGACUUGGACCUGACAGAGCAAGCCUGCAGCCCCCUGCAGCAGAGUUUCAAUGAAUACUGUCCUGACAUCCGCCGCCAGGAGAAUGAGGUGAAAAAGCUGAAGAACCGUUACACGUUCGUCAAUAAUCAGCUCCAGGAAAGGUCUGCUCUCAUACAGGAAGCAACCAGUAAGAAUCAAGAUUUCCAGAAUGCCGUUCAUUCACUGGAUUUCUUCUUGGUCAAUUUGCCCAACAAUGCAAUCAAGCCCACUGAUGACGCAGCGCAGAUAGCAGCCAAGGAGAACUCUCAAAAGAGAGUGAUGGAGGAUAUCAAGAAGAAAUCAGACGAUUUAGACCGCGUCAAAGGUCUUUCCUGUGAUCUGCAAACCGUCUUAAACGCGUAUGAGGUUAAGUCGAACACUUACCGUGGCACACUGAAUGAUGACGACGACGACGAUGAUGAUGACGAUGAACCAAUCUUGAAGAAAUUUCAACCUUCAACUAUGGCUCAGGCUGUACAGAGAAAGGAGAAAAAUCUGCUGAACCUCUUCUCUGAGGUGUCUGCAGAGAACGACCAGCUACUCAACCAGUUGGGAACAGUGAAGAACAUCAUGGCCAGGAAUGAAGAGAAAGUUAGUCAGGUAGCCGCCAGUCAGCAGCUGCAGCAACAGAGCCAGAUGAGGGACCUGGAGGAGAGUGAUAGUCUGAAAAAUGAAUUAAGUGAGGAGGUUAACAGGCGCUUACACGCUGAGAAAGACCUGGAAACAUACCGUAGGAGGUUUUUGUCUCUGAAGAACAGGAGAGGAGUGGAGCGGUUGGAGGAGAAGGAGGUGGUGCAAUACUACCGUGACCCCAAGCUGGAGGCGGAACUACGGUCCCUGAAAAAUCUGAUCCAGGAUGAAGCUUUUAAGAGAUCGAGAACCCAUUCACAGAUGGAAAUUUUCAAUGAGAUGAUUAUCAAAUUGGAUUUAGAACUGACCAGAAUCGAACCUAAACUGGUGACCAAGGUACUAACUGAAUAUGAGAGAGACCCGCAGCUUGACAAAGAAGCCGCCAAGAUUAGAGAGGAGAUGCACAGGAUUCGACUGGAUCUCCAAACGAGAGAUACUGAGGCAGUUCAAGUCAAAACCGAACUCACAACAUUAUCUCAGCUCAAACCCAAAAUCAGGGAGAAGGUAGUUCAGAAAGAAGUGGUGAGGCUCGAAAAGGAUCCAGAGAUGCUGAAGGCGGUUUUCAUGUUCCAGGGUGACAUUGCGGCGGAGGAAUCCCACUGCAAGUCACUAAAUGAUGCCAUUUUUAAUACAAGGAGCCAGAUAAACACCCUAGAGAGGGUCAUUCCCACUAUCCAACCUAAGACAGUCACCAAGGUGGUGAAGCAAGUGCAGCAAGAUCCUGAAACGCGUGAAGAGUCAAAGAAACUUCGAAUCGCCUUGAACGAGGAGAAAGAUGAGAACACUGUCUUGAAGAAGGACCUGAGCACCCUUCAGCUGCGCUAUGGUGAAGUGGAGAAGCUCAGGCCGAAAGUCGAGGUCAAGGAGCUCAUCAACGAGAUCUACAGAGUUGACCCUGAGACAGAAGUCGAGCUGCUGCGUCUGAGGAAAGAGCUGCAGGAAUUGAGCCGCAACCGCACCGACUUGGAGAAAGAGAUCAACACAGUGAUAGCGACUCUGACGACACUGCGUGCUCAGAAACCCAAAGUGGAGUACAAGGAGGUGACCCAGGAGGUGAUAAAGGAAGAGAAGAGCCCAGAGGUCAUCAGGGAAUUGCAAAGGCUAAACAACCAAGUUUCCCGUCUGCAAGUGAACUGUGACAGCACCUUAGAGCUGCUGACCCACCUGCGCAAAGAAAGAGAUGAGCUGAAAGCUGAAAAAUCCAAGGUGGAGACCAAGUUAGUCAAUAAAGAGCUCAUCAAAUAUGAGAACGAUCCUCUACUUGAGAAGGAGGCUGACAGACUUCGGAGGAACGUAAGAGAAGAGGUUAACCAGCGCCGCGGUGUGGAGGAGUGUCUCUUUGAUCUCCAGAACCAGUACAUUGUCCUUGAGAGGCAGAAACCCGAGGAGAAGAUUUUAGUGCAGGAAGUGGUGCGUCUUCAGAAGGACCCCAAGCAGAUCCUGGAGCAUGAGAAGCUGAACAAGAGCCUGGAUGAUGAAAUGAAAGGCCGUAGAAAGCUUGAUUUAGAGGUCAGACAGCUCAGAGCGCUCGUUCAAGAUAAAGAGAGCACCCUGGCUCAGGUGGACGAUCGUCAGAAGAGGAUUCAAGUAGAGUCGGAGCUCAGGCAGAUCAAAUCUCGCAUUCUUGAACUUGAAAAUGCUCCACUACCCGUUGAGGAAAAGAUAAUCAUCGAAGAGGUCCUGAAAGUGGAGAGGGACCCAAAGCUGGAAACACUUACUGAUGGUAUACGUGUCGACUUGGAAACUGAGGGCACUAAUAUCAAUCGUCUAGAGAGAGAAGUACGCAACCUGAAGCUCAAGUUGGAAAUUCUUCAAAAGGAGAAGUCAGCUGAGAAGGUUGUGUACAGGGAAGUUGUUCGUGUAGAGAAAGACCCAGCAGUGGAGGCUGAAAGGGAACAUCUGAGAGAGCUAGUGACACAGGAGAGAAACAUCAGGCGUGACCAGGAGGACAACGUUCAGAACAUCAACAUCAAAAUCAACCAUCUGCAGACGUCCAAGUCUGUGACUUCUCAGGAGGAGGCCUCUCUCAUCGCUGACAGAGACGCUCUGCAGAGAGAGAAGGAGGAUCUCCUCAGACAGCUCAAAACGCUGGAGUCUCAGAGACAGAGCAUCACUAUAACCUUCCAGCAACAGUCCAGGCUGAUGAGUGAGAGAAGCCAGAUGGCCCGGCAGAGGAGUCUUAAAACAUCCUCUGAAGUGCAACGACUGGAGAAAGACAUACUCAACGAAAAAGACAAAAUACACCAGAAAGACACAGUCAUCAUGGAGCUGCAGAACAACAUUAAAAAAGAAGACCACUCAGAAACUCACACCAGAGAGACAAAUCUUUCCACGAAGAUCACCAUCAUGGAUCCAGAAACCGGGAGAGACAUGUCCCCAUAUGACGCCUACUUGCAGGGGCUAAUUGAUCGCAACCACUACAUUCACCUGUCGGAGUUGGAGUGCGACUGGGAGGAAAUCACUUCGACCGGUCCGGACGGAGAUACAACAAUACUGCAGGAUCGCAAAAGUGGGAAGCAGUACUCCGUCAAGGAUGCUCUGAGUGAUGGUCGCUUGACCGAAUAUGACCUGAUGCGCUACAAGGACGGGAAACUGCACAUUUCUGAGUUUGCCCUGCUUGUGGUAGGGGAAACCAAAAAGCCCCCCGUUCCUCCAGUAACAACCCCAAGAUCACCCACCAAAAGCACCCCAAUCUCUCCUUUGAACUCCGUGCAACCCUCCCUCAGGUCCUCCUACACCAACCUCAACACUCAACAAAGUGGCAGUUUGAACAACCUCAAUGCUUCAGUUGGUGAUGAGUAUUUCCCCAUCUCUGGCAUUUUUGACACCACCACUGAGAGCCGCAUGUCUGUGAGAAGUGCCCUCACCCGCAAACUCAUUGACAUUGACACAGCUCUCAAGCUGCUGGAGGCACAAGCAGCCUCCGGCGGAAUCGUCGAUCUUGCCAAAAAGGACAAACUCUCUGUCCACAAGGCAGCUGAGCACGGUUUGAUCGAAACAAAUCACAUGUACAAGCUUCUGAAUGCCCAGAAGGCCUUCACUGGAGUCGAGGAUCCACUGACCAAAGAGCGGCUCGCGGUGGCACAGGCAGCAAAGAAAGGGUACAUGCCCCAUGAAAAUGCCAGGAGGUACAUGGAGGCACAGUACCUGACCGGUGGGCUGGUGGAUCCCUCUAGAGCAGGCCGCCUCACUGUCCAAGAAGCUCUCGCCGCCAAUCUGAUUGACAGCACAACUGCUGAUAAGCUGCAAGACGAGGCUUCCUUCACAAAAGAGCUGGUGGACCCCAUCACCAAAGAGAAGAUAUCAUACAAGCAGGCGAUGGAUCGGUGUCAGAGAGACAUCAGCACGGGGCUCCUUCUGCUUCCUGUUGCCUCCACCGACGCCUCCAAUGCCCCGUCAUACUCAAACUAUCGGUUCAACUCCUCCCACAGCAAAGUCUAGAUGUGAAGUUUAAGAUGUACCGUGUUAUAUUUGCUGCAGUCAUUGCUGCUGAGGGUGGGUGCUAAGGGAUACAUGUAAAGAUAACAAGUGAUAUGUUCAUAAACGUUUGGAAAACACUGGAAAAAAAAGCUUAUUUUGGUGAAACUGUACAUGUGGAUCUGGUUGUUUCAGUGCUAUUUUGGGGUCUGCUGUAAAAAUCAGGUAAUGUUUUUUUUAUGGUAAACUGUUUUUUCAGCACUCUCAUGUUAAAUCCUUCAUUCAGUAAGUGCUAAUUAAACUCUAUAAGCCUGA